AUGCAUUUUCUAGGGCUAUCACCUCUCUACCUUGUAUCCCUAUCUCUUCUUCUCCAAGGUGUUCUUGGAGCAAGCCCUCUCUAUCACAUCUGCUCCACAACCCAAAACUACACUUCCAAUGGUACCUACGAGACCAACUUGAACAAGUUGAUGGCUUCUCUCUCCCAUCGUGUUCCUCACUCAGGCUUCGGACAUGUCUCAGUUGGCCAAGAACCUAACCGCGUAUACGGGCUUGGCCUAUGUCGAGGUGAUGUCUCAAGCACCGAUUGUAAGACCUGUAUUGCCAAUGCAAAGACACAAAUUCUCCAAAGCUGUCCUAAUGACAAAGGAGCCAUCGUUUGGUACGAUUAUUGUCUUUUGAAAUACUCAAAUGACGAUUUCUUUGGAAAGAUUGACACCACCAACAAAGUCUACAUGUGUAACACACAGAACGUAAGUGAUCCCGCCACGUUCAAUUCCAAAGUUAGAGAAUUGCUAAACCAGGUAGCUACUAAGGCUCAUCAUGGUUCAAAAAUGUAUGCUACUGGCCAGCUUGUGCUUGAUGGUUCAGAGAAGCUCUAUGGUUUGGCUCAGUGUACCAGGGACCUCUCUAGAGCUAACUGCAAGAAGUGUCUGGAUGAUGCAAUAAACGACCUUCCUACUAGUUGUGAUGGUAAAAGAGGAGGUAGAGUUGUUGGUGGUAGCUGUAAUAUAAGAUACGAGCUCUACCCCUUUGUAAGUUCUUAG
Macadamia integrifolia is the source of this 726-nucleotide messenger RNA. RefSeq names its product cysteine-rich repeat secretory protein 38-like. Bases 1 to 726 code for a protein of 241 amino acids. The transcript has a single exon. NCBI's taxonomy places the organism in Eukaryota, Viridiplantae, Streptophyta, Magnoliopsida, Proteales, Proteaceae. The record is from RefSeq and is a predicted model, not a curated record.